UCAGCGGUGCCGCACCCUCUCUUCAGGCGCUCGGGGAUUAGCCAACCCAGGUGAAGGACAACACGACAGUCAGUCACUCAAAACUUCACAAAGGGACUUUGGUACUGCCAGUUUUGUCGGUGGCCAGGUGUGACCUUUUUUUGUUUUAUUAAAGGAACCGGGAGAUUUUGGAAAGUGGAUAAGUUAUGCAGCCGUAUGAAAAGAGGAAAUAAUUCAAAGGAAUCCACAUGAAGAUCACAUCCUCCUUCCAAAUGCUUUAGAUUGGACGAUCUCCCUGUCUAACAAACCUCAAUGUCUCCACCUACUCCCCAUAAAUCAGCUCCUUUAUAACUUCACCAACUGACCCAAACAGUUUCCUCCCCUUGACCAACCCUUAAACCCUGCCCCUUUCUGAAUUCCACCCCCUUCCUGCUCAUUGGCCAAAACCGUCAACAGAAACAACAGCAGCAAGAAAACCAUGGAUACAGAAGACGAUGACCAGCCCGGCUGCUACUACAACAAGUCGGUGGAGUUCUUCUACAGCAAAAGUGGCAAGAACAUCAGCUCGUUCUGGCGCAAGCGAGACUAUGUGGUCGUCACGCUGGGCAUGGGCGUGUGCAUCAUAGUCAUCCUCGCCAACAUCCUGGUCAUGACGGCCAUCUUCAUCAACCGGCGGUUCCACUUCCCCAUCUACUACCUGCUGGGGAACCUGGCCGCCGCUGACCUGUUUGCUGGAACCUCCUACCUCUUCCUCAUGUUCCACACCGGGCCCUGGACCAUCCACCUCACCAAACAAAGGUGGUUCAUAAGACAGGGUCUAAUCGACACCAGCCUGACGGCGUCGGUCAUCAACCUGCUCGCCAUCGCGGUGGAGCGCCACCAGACCAUCUUCACCAUGCAGCUCCACAGCACCAUGACCAACCGGCGCGUGGUGCUGCUGAUCCUAGGCAUCUGGUCGGUGGCCAUCGUCAUGGGCCUGGUGCCCAUGGGCUGGCACUGCCUGUGCGACCUGGACGGUUGCUCCACCAUGGCGCCCAUGUACAGCCGCAGUUACCUGAUCUUCUGGGCCGUGCUGAACCUGCUGACCUUCUCGAUCAUGGUGGCCGUGUACACUCGCAUCUUCCUGUACGUGCGGCACAAGAGCCACCGCAUGUCGCAGCACACGACACAGGCCAAGCACAAGGAGACUGUAGAGAACCUGAUGAAGACAGUCACCAUGAUCUUAGGUGCGUUUGUGAUCUGCUGGACGCCAGGGCUGGUGGUGCUGUUGCUGGACGGGCUGGACUGCACGAAUUGCCACGUGCUGAGCUACGAGAAGUACUUCCUGAUCCUCGCUGAGUGCAACUCGCUCGUCAACCCAAUCAUCUACUCCUACCGCGACAAGGACAUGCGCCGCACCUUCCGCAAGAUCCUCUGCUACCUGUGUCCAGCCCGGUGUAAGCAGGUGGCGGGUGGCAGUGACGGAGAUGCCUCGGCCGUGCGCUUCAACACGCUGGAGCAGGAGUCGAGCAGAACGAGGAUUUCUUCCCAGAUUCGGCCUGUGAAGAAGGAAACAAACGGAACCCAGCUGGAACUCAGCCAAGGUGACCACCUGCUGACCUCCUCGGAAAGCUAAGCUAACCGUGCCGAGGACGACAUGCUAAGCUAACCGUGCGGAGGACGACAUGGACAAAAAAAAAAUCAGAGCGGACAAAGGGAAGGAAGAGGCACGAGUGACUGACCCACACAAGCGCACUGGACUCCCGGGUCGGGGCUUGGGUUG
Molecule: messenger RNA, 1741 nt
Organism: Alosa sapidissima (American shad)
Lineage: Eukaryota; Metazoa; Chordata; Actinopteri; Clupeiformes; Clupeidae
Gene: lpar2b
Product: lysophosphatidic acid receptor 2b
Biological process (GO): G protein-coupled receptor signaling pathway
Cellular component (GO): membrane
Molecular function (GO): lysophosphatidic acid receptor activity
Source: RefSeq, a predicted model, not a curated record